AUGUGGCGAUGCCACGAAAAAUUUGGCCCUUAUGUUCGUUACGGACCCAACGAGCUCAUAGUUAACACUGCGUCAGGUUUGAAAGAUAUCUACUCGCACGGAAAGAAAUUCAAGAAGUCGACAAAGUACAGCGCAAUGGUACAUCGUGCCACGAAUACUCUAACUGAAGUCGACAAAAAGAAACAUGGAAAGAAACGGCGUUUGAUUAGUCAAGCUUUCUCUGAUUCCGCACUUAAAAGUUAUGAGAGCGUGGUCCUGACGCAUGUCAAGCAACUUUGCUCCGAACUGAUCAGCGCGGAAGGGAAACCCGUUGCGGACGGUGUUUGGGCGCCUGCUAAAAACAUGUCUCGCUGGUGUGAUUACUUCACAUUUGAUGUGAUGACUAAUGUUAUUUUCGGAGUCAACUGGUCUGCAUUGAAAGAUAGUAAAUACCGAUCUAUUCCAGCCUCGAUUGAAAAAUCCAAUGUUCGAAUAGGAACUCUCAUCGAGUCUCCUGGUAUGAAAGGCUGGAAAAUAAUCGACAAGCUCUUCUUCCAACAAGCUAUUCAAGCAAGAGACGGAUUCAUCAAAUUCGUAAACGAAAUCUUGCGAGAAGCUAUGCGGGUGACCAGCAAAUCAGGAAAGGGGGCCUUUGCUCUUUUGACUACAGCAAAAGAUCCCGAGACCGGUGAACCUCUUAAUAUAAAGGAGUUAGGGGGCGAGAGCGCUACUCUUGUGGUCGCAGGCACCGACACUACAUCAACUGCUUUGGCUGCUAGUCUUUUCUAUCUAUGUCACUAUCCAGAAUCAUACAAAAGAGUCGCAGAAGAGGUGCGGUCCGCAUUUGGCACUUUGGAUGAAAUCCACCUAGGCUCUCAAUUAAGCCAGUGUAUCUUUCUCCGAGCUUGUAUAGAUGAGGCUAUGAGACUUUCUCCGUCUGCACCUGGGGCCCUUUGGCGGGAGGCUGAGGAUGAUGGAAUUGUUGUUGACAACGAAUACAUUCCAAAGGGAAUGGAUGUUGCCACUUGCAUCUACAGUCUUCAUCACAAUUCUGAGUGCUACCCUGAGCCUUUUUCAUUCCGCCCAGAGAGAUGGUUACUAAAUGAUCCGUCGUCCACACCUUAUCGUGGGAUUGUAUCCCCACACGCUGCAUUUACUCCCUUCUCUAUCGGGUCGCGCAGUUGCAUUGGUAAAGGGCUAGCGUAUGUCGAGCUUACUCUCACAUUAGCCUAUAUUCUGUGGUCUUUUGACUUUGAGAUUACGGAGGGGCAACAUGGGAGUAUCGGUGGAGGGGAUCCGAAAUCCGAAUAUGGCAGACACCGAAUUGACGAAUUUCAAAUUACUGUUCACCCUGCAUUGCCGCUAUCUCAGAGGCAGCGGAUCAGUGUGGUAACGCUGUGCGCCAUUGCGACUCUUAUUCUUGACUUUGGGGUUACUGUGAUUGAUGCGCCAAAAGUUCGCAUGUUCGAGUCUAUUAUCUGCAACGCUUAUUAUCGUAACCGCGACAACUCUAUGCUCCCUGGUACUGUGUAUGGGCAUGGCGACAUCUCCGAAGAUCAAUGCAAGAUACAACCUGUUCAGUCAGCUCUUGCAAAUAUAAUUGGAUGGCAAGUACUUUUUGACGGCAUUCCAGCAAUUCUAUUGGCGAUUCCGUAUGGUGCUUUUUCAGACUCCAAAGGCCGGAAACCAGUAGUUGUAUGCUGCUUCCUAGGAUUAACGUUGUCAACCACGUGGAUCUUGUUUGUAUGCUGGGCGAACCUCCCUCUGGAGUUGACCUGGUUUUCUUCAGUAUUUCAACUUAUUGGUGGUGGCGCAAUCGUGGGUUCUGCAGUGAUGGAGACGAUCAUUACAGAUGUGGUUUCAGAUGACCAAAGGUCUACAGUAUUCUUCAUACUGCAAGCAACAAUUCUUUGCUCCGACAUUCUAGCACCUCCCCUCUCUUCAAUUCUUAUGACCAAAAAUGUUUGGAUCCCUUGCGUCCUAGGACUAUUCAUUCAACUAUCAGGUACUUUUCUCACUAUGAUUCUUCCGGAAACUUUACGCCUUUCCCAGACCACCGGAGGUGCAGGCAAUGAAUCAAGCAUGCAUAAGGAUAAGCCUUCUAUAGCUGUACAAUUCAAAAAUAAUCUAACAUCAAUAUUCGGAAAUCGGAAGAUUACAUCCCUCGUGGUUAGUCUUUCGGUGCUGGCAAUCGGAAAUGAAUCAAUCGACUUUCUAUUGCAGUACGUAUCAAAACGAUACGACUGGUCUAUUGCCAAGGCUGCAAUGCUACUUUCGCUGCGAGCCACUGUCGAGGCUUUGCUACUUUUGACGAUUCUGCCAGCCCUAAUGCUUAUCUUGAGCAAAUCAGGGAUGCCAACUAUGAGCCGAGACCUUCUCGUAGCCCGAAUGAGCUGUGUUCUCAUUGUGCUAGGAUUUGCAACAUUGGCGGUUUCCAGUCAGGUAACUCCAGCGAUCAUCGGUCUAGUCGUGUAUACCUGCGGCGCAGGGUUUCAAGCUGCCUUGAUGAGUCUUCUCGCCUCUCUCUGGAAAUCCAAUGAUAUGAAUAAUCUCGGGAGUAUGUAUAGUGUGGUAGCAAUGAUAAUGGCAAUUGGUCAAGCAAUUGCCGGUCCAUUCCUUUCGCAGACAUUUGCAUGGGGAUUGCAGCUAGGAGGGCCAUGGGUCGGACUUCCCUUUUUCACGUCUGCCUGCAUCUGCGCUAUGGUUGGCACAUUUUUAUGGAUAUUCAGCAUCCCAGCAGGAGUAGCGGCGACGGAAUAA
Messenger RNA from Talaromyces rugulosus, 2739 nucleotides. RefSeq lists its product as uncharacterized. Gene Ontology annotation, molecular function: transmembrane transporter activity; iron ion binding; oxidoreductase activity, acting on paired donors, with incorporation or reduction of molecular oxygen. Gene Ontology annotation, cellular component: membrane. Gene Ontology annotation, biological process: transmembrane transport. Bases 1 to 2739 code for a protein of 912 amino acids. NCBI's taxonomy places the organism in Eukaryota, Fungi, Ascomycota, Eurotiomycetes, Eurotiales, Trichocomaceae. The transcript is spliced from 11 exons. The record is from RefSeq and is a predicted model, not a curated record.